AUUGUCAAAUUUUAUUUACAAAGGUCGAUCGUAUUGUGCGGGUGGGAAUUGCGGUGCGUGAUAUGCUUCGCGGAGAGGAACUCCGACAUUAUAAAUCAUAUGUUCAUUAGAGAUAGUGACGUGUGUUCGGUGGUGUCGCGCUGUAGCUUAUCAAUUGACUCAUAUCGCGCUGGGGCAGUACUUUCCCUUCCUCUGUCGUAAUUUGAUCGCACAGUUGACGUGUCCCCGGAAUACGAAGUGCAUGUUCUAGGUAGAGCUGUUCCCGGAAAAGUUGUGCCUUUUGUGUAAUAUCUGCCAAACUGGACCCAAUGUGUGGCUCGGAGAAUACCAGACGGGGGACGCGGGCGUUGAUUCUGGUUGGAGGCUUCGGGACGCGUCUCCGUCCUCUCACCCUUAGCUGCCCCAAACCACUCGUCGACUUUGCCAACAAGCCUAUUCUGCUGCACCAGAUCGAAGCCCUGGUCGAUGCAGGCGUCGUACAGGUUAUAUUGGCGGUGUCGUACCGCGCCGAGCAAAUGGAAGCGGAAUUGCAACUUCACGCCGAGCGUCUUGGGAUCGAACUGAUAUUUUCACACGAAAACGAACCACUCGGCACGGCCGGCCCCCUCGCCCUGGUCAAAGACAAGCUUCAGGCCAGUUCAGAGCCAUUCUACGUCCUCAAUUCCGACAUCAUUUGCGACUUCCCAUUCAAACAACUUGAAGCAUUCCACCGGAACCACGGUAAGGAAGGAACGAUUGUCGUCACAAAGGUGGAAGAACCGUCGAAGUAUGGAGUGGUGGUAUAUGAUGAAGCUGGCGCCAUCGAGAGUUUCGUCGAGAAGCCACAGGAAUUCAUUAGCAACAAGAUCAACGCCGGCAUGUACAUUUUCAAUCCUUCGAUACUGGAUAGGAUUCCUUUGAAGCCGACCUCAAUCGAAAAGGAGAUCUUCCCGGCAAUGGCCAGCGAUCACCAGUUGUACGCGAUGGAAUUGAGUGGAUUCUGGAUGGAUGUCGGUCAGCCAAAAGAUUUUCUCACAGGAAUGUGCCUAUAUCUUACCUCAUUACGGCAAUCACAUCCGGAAAAGCUCUACAAUGGUCCAGGUAUCGUGGGUAAUGUCCUAAUCGAUCCAACGGCUAAAAUUGGGGACGGCUGCAGAAUUGGGCCGAACGUAACGAUUGGUCCCAACGUGGUAAUUGAAGAUGGCGUCUGCAUAAAACGAUCUACAAUUUUAAAGGAAGCAACAAUUAAGUCACAUUCAUGGCUUGACUCCUGUAUAAUUGGCUGGCGCUCGACAAUUGGACGAUGGGUUCGUGUCGAAGGAAUAACCGUCCUCGGUGAGGACGUUAAUGUUCAAGAUGAACUUUAUGUUAACGGUGGUCAGGUGCUUCCACAUAAGAGUAUAUCACAAAGUGUCCCCGAUCCGCAGAUAAUUAUGUAGAGUCUAGAUUAUGGUCAGUUAUUUAUGUGGAAAUAAACAUUUUCACUGCUUUGUCGGAUGUGUGUAGAGUUCAUGAAAUGUGGGAAGCUGUUUAGUAUGCUUAAAGCGUGAACUGUCGCAACAGGACAUGCAUUUAGUUAGCUAUUUCAGAAAAUAUUGCAAAUACUGAGUUGCUGCGAACCGGACAAGAUCUUUUACAAUUUAUCUUUUGUACUUUGAAUACUAUAAGCUAACGCGUUGUACACGUUCAAACCUCACUGCUACCAUCGGAUCUGUGUUCCCUAAUUGAGCAUGCACUAAACAAAUUCUCAGUAGAUUAUGGAAACUCACCAUAUUGCCAACGAGCGGAUUGAAAUAUGUAUCUGUAAUUAUUUACGUAAUUUUAUAAUCGUUGAAUUUCACAAUUUAAUUUUCUAUUCUGUUUCGAAUUGUAAAAUAUUCGAAUUACAUAUUUCUAUAAAAAUAAUUACGAAUAAGUGCAAAGACUAAUUUUUAAAUAUUGGAAAAGAUUUGUUUUAAACAAAGAUAGGUUUCUAGAAUAAAUUUAAGACAAGCAAUUUUGUAUUGUUGACUCUAUUCCCAAUAGCAUCGAACAUGUGUUAUCGGACUGCAUAGCAUUUGGUAAUAAACGAAACGAGCAAAGUGGCGUUGUUUUUACAUAUUGCUAUCGCCCAUUCCGGAAACUUCGAAGAUACAUGCUACUAUGUAAGAGAGAAUUUAAUAAAGAAAAAAAUCAGAGGAAAUCGAAAUGUU
Hermetia illucens (black soldier fly) is the source of this 2171-nucleotide messenger RNA. RefSeq names its product mannose-1-phosphate guanyltransferase beta (gene Gmppb). Gene Ontology annotation, biological process: GDP-mannose biosynthetic process; cell wall mannoprotein biosynthetic process. Bases 309 to 1418 code for a protein of 369 amino acids. Gene Ontology annotation, cellular component: cytoplasm. The record is from RefSeq and is a predicted model, not a curated record. Gene Ontology annotation, molecular function: GTP binding; mannose-1-phosphate guanylyltransferase (GTP) activity. The transcript is spliced from 3 exons. NCBI's taxonomy places the organism in Eukaryota, Metazoa, Arthropoda, Insecta, Diptera, Stratiomyidae.